GCAGUUCCCAGGAAGCAGUCCCUUGGUGUCUAGUGAGGUCACAAAGCCCCUCUCAAAGGUUCCACCCACAGCCUAGUGCUGACUACCUCUCUGCAGGGCCAUGGCCAUACCAGAGUCUCUCAGCCCCAGGGACACUCCACUUUCUGUCACUGCUCAGCUCCUGACAUCCUUGAAGCCCAAGAGUCCAAAGCUGGUGGGCUGGGGUGGAGGUCAGGGCUCCACUUGGGUGCAGGAUCCUUGAAUCUAUACACUCCCACCCGCUGUUCUGGCAACCAUGAUCAGACGGCUGUGGAAGUUUUUAAAUCCGCCUCCCCCGGAGCCUCCGAAGUGGGUCCCCAUUCUUGGAGAGAUGCAGAAGACCCUCCAGAUGGCCGAGUACCUGCCCCUCCGCCCGCUGCCCAUGUUCGAGAGUAACUUUACCCAGGUAACCAACAAUGGGGCUCCUGCGUUAUUGGACAACAAACCCAACAAGCUGACUAUGGGUGUUGCCGCAUCCUUGCCUGGCCUAGUGCUGCCUGACAUUCUGUUGAUUGCUCGGCCCCCCGAGAGCCCGGAGUGUUCCAGUCUCAUCCUUACCAGGAUGAUCCCGUUAGACCUUGCCCGCCUUUAUGUCCAAGAUCUGCCUACCUGGCGUUUGAAGCUGCGUCUGAGAACCGGCCGCCACUAUUUCCUGGCACUGGAUGCCCCUGAACAUGAGCUGGCCUUUCUGUUUGACCGCUGGAUUCGCCUCAUCAACAUGCUUCAUGGGGCUAGAUUAUCCCGGAUACCAAAGACCACGGACAACUCCCUGCUGGAAACACCUACCGAAGGAACUCUUGCCUCCACAUGGCACUUUCAGACCCAGUCUCAAGGCAAACUUACAGUUGAAGUUGCUGGUCACACCUUUCCUUGCAAAAUAUUCUCUUCUCAAAAACCAAAGAAGACCAAGAUGAAGCUGACCAAGCCAAUGAAGCACACGCUCAGGUCUCAGGCUGUGGGUGAUUCUGUGCCUCUUAUCUGGUCACAAUUGCAACCUCCUGAGGAUCAGAUGAAAGUCACAAAAACCAAGUCCUAUCCAGAUGCCUGUUCUGACAGACCUGAACCUCUAGUCCAUGUUUCUGGCAGGGACAGCAUCACCAUCCGGACCAUCUUCAGCAUCAUCUCUAACACGAUAAACCAGGCCAAUUCUGAGGAAGACACAGGCCGUCUAAUUGAGACUCCUUCAAAGUGCAUCUCUUGGAACAAUGCUGAUUUACCUGUCACCGUCUCCUCUCAUCAGCUGGAUACCUUCUUGUGGGGGAAAAACUUUGAAGAUCUCAUGGAUGGUGAAUCAACCACACAAACUACCUUGAACUCACCUUACCCUCCUGCCUUCUACAUGUUCUCGCCUAGUCCCUCCAUCCCGAAGUCCAAAGACAAGGCCAGGCCCACAGGCUCAAAGAAACAUGUAAGGCCACUGUCCCCCCACAAAUCUGCGUCUGUCCCCAUCGAAUCAGGGAAAAUGCCGUUCAUUUUGGACCAGUCUAAUAAGGUGCCAGCUAAGCCUGCUCCAGCUCGGAUGGCCUCAGCCUUUCCCACUCCGUCUCAAAAGACUCCAACUUCACUGUGGUCAAGACUGAAGUCUUUAGCUGAACCUAGCUAUUUCUAUAAGUCUCAGCCUUCUGUUUCCCAGAAGACCCCAACUAUCCGUGGACACACCUGGAAGCCCCAAGCUAUAACUGCCCCAACCAAGCAAACCUUAACACCGAGUCAGAAGCUUCUACAAGCACCUGCAUGUUCCCAGAAAGCCACGUACUCCAAAAAGGACCAUCUACUCAUAAAUACCCAGUCUCAGAAGGAUCCAACUGCCCAGUACCAGAAAGUUCUCGACUCUUGGGCAAAGGCCCCUGAGGAUCCUAGGACAUUACAGGGAGAUGUGCUUGAGAGAAAGACUGAAGGGAAACAGGAACCCGUGUUGUUAGUGGGAGGGCAGAAUACAAAGGUGGUAGAUGUGAAGGCCCAGACCAUGACGCCGAAUCUGCCCUCUGCCACUACCAAGAAACAGUCCAAGGAGAUUUUGAAUAGCAAAACUCAAGAGGUCAUGCUGGAGGCCUUGAAGGGCAGGGAGAAGUUAGACGACAGGGCCUACAAGAUGGAGGAAGAGACAACUGUAAACGUGCCUGAUCUAAAGUUCAAGGAGACAGAGAUGCAGAAGAAGCGGGUCUUGACCAAGGAGAUAGCUGUUGAGGACCCCUACACAGAGGACAAGAGGCCCUUCUCUGCGGAGGGGCUCGCCCUUGCCAAGAUGAUGAUUAUGGCUAACUCCAAACACCAGCAGCUGAAGCCAGAUACCGUCUCUCUACCCUCCUCAUUCUCUAUGAUUUCCAGUGUGUCUUCCAUGUCCGUGUUGGCCAACUUGCCCUUUAACAACAACCAGAUGACCUUUCCAGAGGGGACACAAGUAGUGGUCAUAGAACAAUCAGGGUCCCGUACUAGAGUGAACAUGGAGAACACACAGCACCAGAUGGAGAGGAAGCUGCCCAAGGACGUGCCAAGUACUUCUCAGGAACCCAUAAAGAUCUCAGUCAAGGUGCCCCAAAAGCCUGCAGUAAAACACCAAGGACUCAAGGCACAAUCACAGCAUCCUCCUUUGAUGGUGACAGGGUCAACCUCAGAAAUUCUCCUUCCUGACAUCUUGCGAAUGGAGAAUAAGGGAAAAACCGCCACAAAAGCUGAGGUGCCAGUGAAGGAAUCUGGUGCCCGUCAUUCGUCAUUCUCAGUAUGCAGCGACCCAAGGAUUUAAGAUACCAUGAUGCAGGAGGCUCGAUCUGUCAGCAAAUUGUCCAGAAGCCCAAUGAGGCCAGGCCAGCAGGGUGCUGUGUACCCCGAUUAUAAGGCGCAGAGUGCAGAGAACACCGAGUGUGGUCGCGGAGGGGGAGGGGGAUGGGAUCCUCCUCCCAUAGAGACCAGAGCUAGAUAUAAGUUUAUAUUAUUGGUGAGGAUGGGGCGGGGCAGAUAUCAGGGAGAAGCUCAACUUUGUAGGGAUUAAAAGUCCUAGUCUGAGACUCAAAGCC
Molecule: messenger RNA, 3032 nt
Organism: Mastomys coucha (southern multimammate mouse)
Lineage: Eukaryota; Metazoa; Chordata; Mammalia; Rodentia; Muridae
Gene: Garin5b
Product: family with sequence similarity 71 member E2
Exons: 12
Coding region: 275-2761 (828 amino acids)
Cellular component (GO): nucleus
Source: RefSeq, a predicted model, not a curated record